Messenger RNA from Ricinus communis (castor bean), 1184 nucleotides. Its product is annotated as glucan endo-1,3-beta-glucosidase. Gene Ontology annotation, molecular function: hydrolase activity, hydrolyzing O-glycosyl compounds. Gene Ontology annotation, biological process: carbohydrate metabolic process. Gene Ontology annotation, cellular component: plasma membrane. The transcript has 2 exons. Lineage: Eukaryota; Viridiplantae; Streptophyta; Magnoliopsida; Malpighiales; Euphorbiaceae. Bases 32 to 1120 code for a protein of 362 amino acids. The record is from RefSeq and is a predicted model, not a curated record.
UAUAUAGGGCUAAAAAAUGUGCUUGUUAUAAAUGUUUCGCAAAGCUACAAUACUUCAAGAGGGGCAAUACCCAUCUCCAAUGGCCUUUGGAUUUCAAAUGGUCCAUCUCUGGGUCCUUCUUCAUCUUCUAACUGGACCGAUCCUAGCAGGUAGUUCCAAGAUAGGAGUAUGCUAUGGGAUGUUAGGUGAUAACCUUCCAUCACCGAGAGAAGUAAUUUCUAUGUACAAAUCUAACCGCAUCGAACGAAUCAGACUUUACAACCCAAACCAUUCAGCAUUAGAAGCACUUCGUUGUUCCGGUAUCCAAGUUUUACUUGGAGUAAGAAAUGAAGAAAUCCAACAACUUGCAGCCUCUUAUACUGCAGCGAAGAACUGGGUUCAAAGAUUCAUUAGGCCCUACUGGCCUGAUGUACAUUUUCGUUACCUUGCUGUUGGAAAUGAAGUCAUUCCGGGCUCCUACGCCACUUAUGUUCUUCCUGCAAUGCGAAACCUGCAUUAUGCAUUACGAAUCUGGGGUCUUCACCCCCAUAUCAAGGUUUCUACCUCUGUUUCUACUUCGGUCAUGGGAGUGUCCUACCCGCCCUCUGCGGGGAUUUUCGCCGAAGAGACUCUGAAUUAUAUGGUACCUAUUGCACACUACCUAAACAGGACUGGUGCGCCACUUCUUGCUAAUAUAUAUCCAUACUUCGCCUACGUUGAAGACCCUGAUGACAUUCCGCUAGAAUAUGCAUUAUUCACCUCUCAAAAUGUUGUUGUACAGGAUGGUAACUUAAAUUACUAUAACUUGUUUGAUGCCAUUGUUGAUGCCUUACAUGCAUCAUUGGAGCAGGCCGGAGCACCUCAAGUCCCUGUGGUGGUGUCAGAAACCGGCUGGCCCUCCGCCGGGGAUGGAGAUGUGGCAAGCAAUGAAAAUGCAUAUGCAUACAACUCGAACCUAGUGAGGCAUGUUUUAUCCUCCUGUGGAACACCAAAAUGGCCAGGGAAGCCAAUCGAGGCUUACUUGUUUGCCAUGUUUAAUGAGAACAGAAAGCAAGGUGAAGCAGUGGAGCAACAUUGGGGUUUGUUUUAUCCGAACAAGAGGGCUGUUUAUCCCAUAAAUUUCUCGGAUGAAUCUAACUGAUUUACAGUAUUUCCAUUCCUGAUUAAGCUAUAGUUCUUUUCCCAAAAAAUAAAGAAGAAAUGGU